Molecule: messenger RNA, 1479 nt
Organism: Anguilla anguilla (European eel)
Lineage: Eukaryota; Metazoa; Chordata; Actinopteri; Anguilliformes; Anguillidae
Gene: aasdhppt
Product: aminoadipate-semialdehyde dehydrogenase-phosphopantetheinyl transferase
Exons: 6
Coding region: 145-1131 (328 amino acids)
Cellular component (GO): cytosol
Molecular function (GO): magnesium ion binding; holo-[acyl-carrier-protein] synthase activity
Source: RefSeq, a predicted model, not a curated record
UUACCGGAGUUCUUCCGGAGAUAGUUUCUUGUAGCGUGUCCAGAUGCUAUGUUGGAUGUUGUAAGUAAUAGUUCGCGAAUUUUCUGUUUUUAUAGCUAGCAUGCUAGCUAAGGAGAGACAAUCGUCCGUGACAUCACGAGAUUUAUGACUGCGUUCUAUAAUUUAGGCAGACGCAUGACCACAAUGGACAGUGUGCGCUGGGCAUUUCGGUGCGGUUCGUGGACUCCAUGUCCUACAGAGUGGUUGUUCGCCGCGCGCUGCGUGCAGAGCGAGGAGAAGGAACGAAUCGGAAAGUUCGUUUUUGCAAAAGAUGCUAAAUUAGCUAUGGCUGGCCGUCUACUUAUGAGAAAGCUAAUCUCGGAGCGGAUGGGGAUCUCCUGGGAUCAUAUCCGUCUGGAGAGAACAGCCAAAGGGAAGCCCUUCUUAGUCAAUCCACCCUCCAGUGAGCUCCAUAGGUGGAACUUUAAUGUCUCUCAUCAGGGAGACUUUGCAGUCUUGGCUGCAGAGCAGGGCUGGCUGGUGGGAGUGGACGUGACGAAGACCGCUAUGCCAGGUAGUAGCAGCGUGUCCGAGUUUUUUCGGAUCAUGAGAAGACAGUUCACUGACCACGAGUGGACGACCAUCAGAGCUUCAGGACCCGAGUGGGCACAGCUGGACACGUUCCACCGACAUUGGGCCCUGAAGGAGAGCUUCAUAAAGGCGACUGGAACAGGACUCGGGUUCGACCUGCAGAGGGUGGAGUUCCACAUCUCCCCUGUGCAGAUGCAGGAAGGUCAGGUGUUCAGAGGGACCAGGAUGCUUCUUGAUUCUGAGGAGGAAGAGGACUGGUUGUUUGAGGAGUGCCUGCUGGAUGAACACCACCACGUAGCUGUAGCACUGGGGAGGCCGGACAGCAGCACGGGUGACGAUGACCGGCCGGCCUUCCCCUGCGACUCGCCUUCCGCGUUCACCCUGCUCAGUUUCAGCGACCUCGUCUCGGGAGCCGCGCCCCUCGCCGAGGAAGACGCCUCCUACUGGGAGAGCUUUCGGAGGAAGCCGGAGGCACCGUCCCGCCAGAGCGCCCAGCCCCGAGUCCUCGUGUCAUCCUGCGAAACCCGGACACGUGAUACCUUGGCUGGCAAAUCACAUUAAACCCCACUUCCCUACUUGACAGUUUACUGUAAAUGUGGAUGUUUUUGUGCUGUCUGCAUGAGGUUCACACUUAUAAAUAUUGUAUACGAAUGCAGUAUAGUAUACAGUAUAUACGCAGUAAAAGUAUUUACGCAGUAAAAGUAUUUAUUACGGAAGAAACAUCCAAGCUGUGAACCAGUUUAGUUCAUUCACCCCACCAGUUCUGUUCUCCUCUGCUGUUGAGGCGGGUGCUCUUCGGUUGAACCUAACACAGAGCACAAUAGUCAUUUAUGUGGUGUGAACGUCUCUUACAGGCUGCAGAAGAAAAAUAACCUCUUCAUUAAAAUGAUAUUUUUCAAGAGGAGGAUU